Messenger RNA from Melampsora larici-populina 98AG31, 1002 nucleotides. RefSeq lists its product as uncharacterized. Gene Ontology annotation, molecular function: RNA binding. Bases 1 to 1002 code for a protein of 333 amino acids. The transcript has 4 exons. NCBI's taxonomy places the organism in Eukaryota, Fungi, Basidiomycota, Pucciniomycetes, Pucciniales, Melampsoraceae. The record is from RefSeq and is a predicted model, not a curated record.
AUGAGAGAUCCAACUAAUGGUCGCUCUCGAGGAUUUGCAUUCUUGACUUUCGCCGAUCCUGCGGUAGUGAAUAAAGUCAUGGUCAAAGAACAUUUUCUAGAUGGAAAACUUGAAGAUGGGGCUUCUGAGAAAGAUGAGGUAUUGCAGAUCGAUCCCAAGCGUGCUAUACCCCGCGGCAGCGGCCCUUUACCAGCCGGACUCCUUACCUCAUCGGUAGUGGAUAAACGACACUCGGGAUCGGAAAGCGCAGCUUCUUUGAGCAACAAAUUGUUUUGCAGGGGCAUGCCUGAAGAUGCAACCCCGCAGAGCUUCCGUGCCUAUUGGGCUCAGUAUGGUAAUCAGGUCAACAUUGAAGAAGCUGUCUUGAUGAUGGAUCGCGAUACUAACCGACAUCGUGGAUUCGGCUUUAUCAAUCUUGUGACCGGGGACGAUGCUGACCAAUUGUUGAAGUGUGGUCCUUUUGUCAUGGAUGGACUUCCCCUCGAAGUGAAAAAGAAAGCACCCAGCCGUGCGCGCUAUGAGGGACGGGAUGACAUGCACAAAAUGGCCCCGCCCCAUGAUCGAUAUGGUGGGUAUUCCGGAUCCGGUCAUCAUGAUUCACCCUCCUACGGCCAAAGCUCCAUGCCAGGCUUCUACAAGAGUUCGAUGAGUAAUCCAAGCUGGAAACCAUGGAAUCCUUCCAUGAUACAGCCUAUGGGUGGAGGAAUGGGACACAGUCGUGGAUCUUACAUGGGAGGAAUGGGGAUGCAUGAUGAUCGAGGAGGACGUGGGAUGGCGUAUGACGGUCCAGGAGGUAUGGGAGGUGGUUAUUCGGGUGGCGGAGGCUAUCAUCGUUCUAAUAGCUCAGCGUAUGCUCCUGAUUGGAGGUCGGGUCCCUCAAGCAUGCGAUCUGGUCCAUCAAGUUCUUAUGCUAACUCUUACCAUCAACAUACUGCUCCACCACCGCCUUCUCUGGGACCAAGUCGCAGUCAAAGAUCGUCUCGCAACUAUGCGCCUUACUAA